CCAUGUCAGACGUGGCAGUGGACACCAGCUCCGAGAUCACCACCAAGGACUUGAAGGAGAAGAAGGAAGUUGUGGAGGAGGCAGAGUAUGGAAGAGAUGCACCUGCCAAUGGGAACGCUCAAAAUGAGGAAAAUGGGGAGCAGGAGGCCGACAAUGAGGUAGAUGAAGAGGAAGAAGGUGAGGAGGAAGAGGAGGAGCAGGAAGAAGGUGAUGGUGAGGAAGAUGAUGGAGAUGAAGAUGAGAAAGCUGAGGUUCCCAGGUGCAAGAGGGUAGCCGAGGAUGAUGAGAAUGCUGAUGCUGACACCAAGAAGCAGAAACCUGACGAGGAUAACUAG
Arvicanthis niloticus (Nile rat) is the source of this 335-nucleotide messenger RNA. NCBI's taxonomy places the organism in Eukaryota, Metazoa, Chordata, Mammalia, Rodentia, Muridae. The record is from RefSeq and is a predicted model, not a curated record.